AUGGCUGUAAUACUUGUAGGAAUACUUGUAGAAACAGAUGAAUUUUAUAAUCAAAUCCGAAAUCCUUCUACAACUAAAACACUGGUUAUGGCUAAUACUAAACGGCACCAACUUUUACAGAUUUUUAUUGCAAUUUUGGGUAUAUUAGGCUCAGUAUUAGCUAAUCCAAGUGGAAUACCCUUACCACCGUGUAUACAUGGACAUGCGGGUUAUGCUUAUCCUCCGCCUGUAGUAAAACUCUCAGUAUCACCAGCAGUGAACGCUUAUGCUGAGCAUGGUAAACUUCAAUUUUCAUCCAGUGGUUCAUCAUAUGAGUCGACAAAUUUAUUGAAACCAUCUGUAACAUAUGCUGGAGAAGCGGGAAUAACAUAUGCUGAAAAAUCACCAGCUUCAAAAUAUGCUGCAGUUGUUCCAUCAGGAAUCGAAUUUAACAAAGUUGUCGUACCAACCAUAUCCAAGUCAAUUACACAAAUAUCAAAUGCUUAUUUACCACCAGCAGCUCCACUUAUUUCGAAAAUUGAAACUUAUAAAGCACCUGCUGUAAAAUAUACUCAUACCUCACCAUCAAUAUCCAAAAUUGAAACAUAUUCAUCAUCAUAUUCUGAUGGCUACUCAUCAGGUUAUUCAGUUCCUGCAGUUGGAAAACUUUCGACUAUUUCAACAGGUGCUAAUCAUGCACUUUUUACUUCAAGUGAUCUAUCGGGAAAAGGUGCACUUUCUUAUGCUCCCACUUAUUCCAAAAUUUCACUAGAUGAAGGCCUGUCGAAAUAUGGUUCAUAUGGUGCAUUGUCACAUCAGCAUGUAUCAAAACCCAUAAUAUCAAGCAGUUAUGUACAACCGGUGGCAAAAGUCUCUUAUGCUGCACCAAUUAUAUCCAAGGUUGAGAGUUAUGCUGCUCCAACUAUAACUCAAUAUUCGUCUUCAUCCGACAUAGGCACUAGUAAAUACGUGUCAAGUGGUGCUGUUUCGCAUCAACAUGUGUCGAAACCGGUAACAUCUGCUUAUGUUGCUCCUGCUGUAUUAAAAGCUGCCUAUGUUGCUCCUGCUGUCGUAAAAACUGCCUAUGUUGCUCCUGCAGUUGCUAAAUUGCAGAGCUAUGCAGCACCUGCGGUUACUCACUACGCAUCAGGACCUUUAUUACCCAAAGUUUCUGUUUUAUCUGAGUCUUCUUCACAUUAUGGAGAAAGUGCCAAAUAUUCUUCAUCUGGUGCCGUUUCACAUCAGUAUGUAUCAAAGCCAGUCGAAUCUAAGACUUAUAUCACCCCAGCAGUAGCUAAAGUAGCUUACACAGCACCUGCAGUUACUAAAGUAGAAAGUUAUGCGACACCUGUUGUCGAACAAUAUUCUUCAGGUCCUGCAUUAGCUAAAAUCGAAACUGUUGGCAAAUAUUCAUCAGCUGGUGCAGUUUCUCAUCAAUAUGUAUCAAAACCAGUCAUUUCUGCGCCAGUAGUUGAAAAAGUGGCAUAUGCCGCUCCAGUCGCUGCUAAAGUUGAAACCUAUGCUGCGCCUGUAGUAACACAAUACUCAUCUAUUCCAGCAGUUACUAAAUUUGAGAAAUAUUCUUCAUCAGGUGCAGUAUCACAUCAGCAUGUGUCAAAACCUAUAGUAUCAGCUGCAUAUCUCGCUCCUGCUAUUGCUAAGGUAGAACAAGCUGCUCCAGCAAUUGCCUUAUCGGAUUAUUCAUCACACUCUGGUGCAAGUGGAGCUAAAUAUUCAUCAGCUGGCGCAGUGUCGCACCAAUAUGUAUCGAAACCACUAGUUUCUCUACCAGUAGUAGAAAAAGUGGCAUAUGCCGCUCCAGUCGCUGCUAAAGUUGAAACCUAUGCAGCGCCUGUAGUAACACAAUACUCAUCUAUUCCAGCAGUUACUAAAUUUGAGAAAUAUUCUUCAUCAGGUGCAGUAUCACAUCAGCAUGUGUCAAAACCUAUAUUAUCAGCUGCAUAUCUCGCUCCUGCUAUUGCUAAGGUAGAACAAGCUGCUCCAGCAAUUGCCUUAUCGGAUUAUUCAUCACACUCUGGUGCAAGUGGAGCUAAAUAUUCAUCAGCUGGCGCAGUGUCACACCAAUAUGUAUCGAAACCACUAGUUUCUCUACCAGUAGUAGAAAAAAUUUUUAAGAAACAGCGAAAACCAUUUAGUUAUGGUGUGAAGGAUUUGCAUACUGGAGAUGUAAAAUCACAGUGGGAAUCUCGCGAUGGUGACACUAUUAAAGGUCAAUAUAGCAUUUUAGAGCCUGAUGGUUCAAUACGCACAGUACAGUAUACGGCAGAUGCAAAACAUGGUUUUAAUGCAAUUGUUAAAACUGUGGGAGCAAAUUCUCAUCCCAUUACUGAAACACCGCAUGGUAAAGAAGAAUUAAACGAUGACACCUCACAGUCGAAAAUAAAUCAUUACAGUAAAGAUCAGGAACAUAUCGUACUGAGUUCAGAUAUAAAAGAAACUAAAGAACCUAUAGAAGAUUUGACACAUUCUCAUCCUGAAAUUCCUAGUCUUAUUGAAUUUGCCCCACAUGCACGUAUUAAGCAAAUACCAUUAGAUCUUGAACCAGGCAUUAAACAACAUGUUAAAACAGUACAUGAGGAUUACUACCAAAAAUUUUUAAAUAGAAAUACCCCAAUACCGUUUAAACCAAAGCCAGUUCCAUAUGAUGUAGAUGAGAGCGAUUGGAAAGCACUUAAUAUCGACAAACAACCUGAAUAUCGGCCCCACUAUAACACAAAAUUCACCAAAAAUUCUGAUGAUAACUUUCAGCCCAAAUUGGCACCUGAGAACUAUCCACAAAAACCAAAAAAAAAUAUUUUGCAUACCAACUUCAUACCCUCAAAAUCAUAUUCACACCGCAGCGUUAUAUCGGAUCCAACGACAAAUAACAUAUACAAUAAUAAGAUAACACUUCUUACAACCCCUGGCUUGAAAAACUAUAAACAACCAAAUAACAAGAAUUUUCAAACGAACACGAUUUCAGACUACUCAAAUUACUUUCGCCGUGACCGAAAGAAAUUGCAAAAAUUAGAAGAUGAACAAAAUGUAGCUUCCACAAGGUUAGUUCAAUCAAUGGUAAGACGUGAUAAGAAACAUAUGACUCCAAUGUAUGCAAAUCGGUACGGCACAGAUUCAUACCGACAUUAG
This is a messenger RNA of Teleopsis dalmanni, 3126 nucleotides long. RefSeq lists its product as uncharacterized. The coding region runs from base 1 to 3126 and encodes 1041 amino acids. The record is from RefSeq and is a predicted model, not a curated record. Gene Ontology annotation, cellular component: RNA polymerase II transcription regulator complex. The transcript has 3 exons. Gene Ontology annotation, molecular function: transcription coactivator activity. NCBI's taxonomy places the organism in Eukaryota, Metazoa, Arthropoda, Insecta, Diptera, Diopsidae. Gene Ontology annotation, biological process: positive regulation of transcription by RNA polymerase II.